Heterotrigona itama is the source of this 3075-nucleotide messenger RNA. The record is from the annotation of a GenBank genome assembly. Lineage: Eukaryota; Metazoa; Arthropoda; Insecta; Hymenoptera; Apidae.
AUGUGCAUGUAUUACUUUGCGAUAAUAGCUACAUAUCAAUUUGUUUCACUUGCUUGUAUUUAAACAAUAUAUUUGUUUGCAAUAAAAAUGAUUGAAUUGCUUUUGAACUUCUAAUCUGGAAGAUUUUAUGAUUAGAUGUCUUUUCUGUCUUUUAUACUAAAUUUUUUCUCAUUGAUAUCUUAAUUUACAAAAUGCGCAGAGUCUACAGCCUUCAAGAAGAUAUUUUUCCAUGCAGCAACAGCACAUACAAAAUAGUUUUAUAGUGAAAAAUAUACCUUUUGUAGUGAAAAUAAUGCAGAUAGCUUUGAAAACAUGAAAUACUCAAUGUUGCAAGAACAAGAAUACGGGGUAGGUUUACCUCAAAAUCGGUUGUCCAAUGAAAUGAACGAAUCUGUAUUAGUCAGUGUAGAUACCAUGGAAUUUGGAAACAAUUCUUUUCAAAAUCUCGAGGAAACUUCUGUUGUAUCUAAUCUUCCUCUUUUAUUUGCCAAUGGACAUCCAACAUCGUUGGAAAAAAUUACUUUGGAACAGUUAGAACAUUUUGUUACAUUCAUGGUUAAAUGCUCCUUGGGUUAUGAUACUAACAAAGUGAUUAGUGAACCAAGGUGGUGGCCAAAAGAAGUUAAAUUUUCAAAUCCUUUAACAAGACCUAAAAGAAAUUGGAUGGCCAAUCUGAAAAAAUUAGUAUUCAGAUGUUAUACAUAUCAUAGAAGUGAAUAUCUCUUACGCUUUUGUUCGUACCUUGCACGAUACCCACAAGAAGAUUUACAAUAUGUUAGCAAUUGGGACUCUACAACAAGUUUAUAUCACAAAACUACUGGAAAAUUAUUGGUGACAUUUCGAAAUGAAAAUAUGAAUUAUGACAAAAGAUAUGAAAGUUCACGAAAGAAGUUAUUAUCCUGUAGUGGGGUAAUAUCUUCCUACAAUGCUAAAUCAAAACAGCAAGAGCAUUCCAUUGUGAGGGUUGAACAUACAUCAGCAGGAGAUAUUUAUCUAUGUGACAAUUGUGAUGCUGAAUUUAUAGGCCUAGAAAAAAUGAAGGAACAUGAAAGUGUAUGUUAUGAACAAGAACAUAACGGAGGUAAUUCACGAUCUACAACUCCGGAUUCUCUAAUUGUAGAACCUGAGUUAAGGCAAGAUCAAUUUUUGGAAUAUUUUCAUUUGUGUUCGAUGAAAUCCAAAUCAGAAUCGAAAUCAGUUAAAACCAACAAUGGUGCUACAAUUAAUAACAAUAGCAGUAAUAAUAGUAAUAAUAACGUUAUUAGCCGCACUUCCCGCCGUGUUCGAGGAUCUAUAAAUUUUACCAGAUGUGCGACUAUUCCUUUUUCUUCUCCUGCUGGUAUAUUAUUAGCUAAAGCUAAAAAGUCAAAAGCAAUGACAGAAGAAACACAACAAGAAAGACUAGAAAGGAUAGAAAGACAUCUUAUUGCUCCUGUCUUAGAUAGUUCGACCAAACCAAAGUGGUUAGGUGCGGACGUUGAUCACAAUAGGUGGAAUGUUACAUAUAAGCCACAUCGGGAAAAAGUGGCAUGUGAUUAUGUGCAUCAAUACAAAUUUGUAAAUUCUGUUAAAAAAAAACCAAUGUUGAGCAUACAAUCGCAAUUACUAUAUGUUGUUUGUCGACCUGUUUUUGUUAUUUUAAAACGAUUAACUCAAGAACAAAUACACGAUCUUAAACAAAAUCCACCAAAAUAUCGGUGUCUUGUCCCAAAUGUUUCAAUUAAUAACCAGAAAAUGAUAACGAAAGAUGAAAAAAGAACGAGACCAAAUGUUUCUUCGAAACGUAAAGCUCCGAGUGGUGAAAAUGACACGAACGCGAUGGAAGAAAACGUAGAAAAGGUAGCUUGUAAUAAAAUUAACAAUGUAGAGUUAACUGAAAGUACAAGUUCUUGUGAUGGAAAUAAUACGACUGCCAUUCAUUCAAUUAAAGAGACCAAAUCGUGCGUAAAGUCGUCGGAAACAAUAGCGGUGAUCGACCUUUGCUCUUCAGACGAGGAAGAAAAUACAUGUAUCCCUGCAUCUUCAGACGAAAAUAAAGAUUCGAUAAAGUCUGUCUCCAACAAUGUAACAGAUUCGUUGUUAGAAAAAUUUUCUUCUUUCUUUUAAUUUUAAUUAAGAAGUGAAUGGCUAUUGGAUAAUAUUUUAAAUAACAAUGUUGAAAAUUAUACAAACAAGUAUCAUAGUACAAUGUACAAAUUUAUCUCCGAAAUCUUAGAUCAGCAUAAAAUUAUAAUUAUUUGAUACGUAAUAUUCAUCGUAUACGCGUUAUAUUUGUCAAUAUUUAUUAUUUUAAUUUUAUAUGAUCAUAAAAUGUAUAAAAUGUUAUAUGUAUCAUUUUAUUAUUUGCAUUGUAUUGCUGUUUAUUAAAAAAAAAUCCCCAUAAAUAUUUGAUAUUGUCAAAUAAAAUAUCGAAAUCAAUGAAAUUUCGAUAUUUUCAAGAGAAAUACAUCAAACCAUGUUUAUCAUAUAACCGACGCAUUUUUAUAUAUUAUAUACUAUUGCAAAAAAAAAAAGAAAACUUGAGGAAAGGACAAAUAAAAUCGAAAUGAAAGUCGUUUAUUUUUUUAUAAUCGAUCUUGUUAAUGUACCUCAUUAUAAAAUAAUCGCGUUUGCACUUCAUUUUUUUGUUUAUGUAUUAAGAACAAUUUUUGUUUUGUAUAAAAUUGCGUACAUACUUAAAACCAAACACUUCUCAUUCUUGUUUUUUUUUUGGUUUAACGAUUUUUUUCAUUAAAAAUGAUAAUAAUUUCUCCUUCCAAUCCAUUUCGACAUGUUUCAAAACUAAUCUUUUAGUUGAAAUAUUAUGAAGUGGACCAAAAGCUAGAGCAACUGCUGUACAGGCUAAACAAAUAACAUUGUACGGCAUACUGAAAUCAGGUGUAGGUAAACUAAUUAAUAAAGAUUCAGUUCUCAACUGUACCAGAUAACCUUCUCUUGAAGCAUUGAAACUAAAAAUUGAAUUAUGUCGUUAGCAAAAAUUGAGUGUUAUAAUGCAUAUUAUGUUAUGAAUUAUUAAUGUAAAAAAAUUUUAACCUUGACGUUAUAGUACUUCCAUCGAGUGGUAAUGGAGUAUAA